AUAUGAAGUAUAUAAAUUUUAAACAGCAAAAAAUAGUCUAAGAUAUUAAUAUAAACUUUUGUAUACAAAAAAAGAGCCAACUUCUCUGGGCUUCCUGAUGAUAGUUUUCAUAAUUCAUAGAUAAAUUAUCAGUGUAAAUGGGUCAUUGACAAUUUGCACUUUAGUGGUGUUGCAAUAAAUUUGUAUUAUCUUUUUGACCUUUAUUCUCGUCAUAAAAUAUAAUUAUCAUUUAUACGUAAUCUAUAAUAAUCGAAGGCUCCAUAAUUUAUGCAACUAUUCAAAAUAUAAUUGUAUCAGUUUUUUUAUUCAAAUGAUAAUUUCACUUACCUUUUAGAUAUGAUCAGACAAUACAUUCCGUUGUUAUUUAAGAACAAAAACUUAUUUGUUUCUUUCAACAGAAAUAUGUCUGUACAAGUAAAUGAUGUAAUUUUAGAAGAUGUACAAAAUAAGGGCGUAAUUACACUAAACAGACCAAAAGCCCUUAAUGCACUUAACCUAUCGAUGAUAGAAAAAGUUCAAGCAGCAUUAAAAGAAUGGGAAAACAAAAAAUGUUUAGUUUUAGUUAAAGGAUCGGGAGAGAAGGCGUUUUGUGCUGGAGGAGAUGUUAGAGCCGUAGCAGAAGCCGGAUUAAAAGGUGAAAAAUCGUUAGGUGAAGAGUUUUUCAAAAAGGAAUACGCAACCAAUAAUCUCAUUGGCGCAUACAAAAUUCCGUAUAUUGCAUUUAUAGAUGGUAUAGUGAUGGGUGGUGGUGUAGGAUUGUCUGUACAUGGUCGUUAUAGAAUAGUGACAGAAAGAACACUUUUUGCCAUGCCUGAAACACAAAUAGGCUUUUUUCCAGAUGUGGGAGGCUCAUUCUUUUUACCAAGAUUGGCAGGGAAACUUGGUUUGUAUUUAGGUCUAACUGGUCAGAGAUUAAGAGGUUCUGAUGUUGUUAAAGCUGGAAUUGGAACACAUUUCUGUGAAAGUAAAGAUCUCAAAGAUUUAGAACAAGCACUACUUGAUGAUUGUGCAAGUGAUUCUGAUAUACAAAACGUUUUAUUGAAAUUUUGUAAAACGAAUCUGCCCCCAUUUUCAUUAGAAAGUAACAUAAAAAAAAUAAAUGAUUACUUUGCAGCCAGCACUGUUGAGGGUAUUGUAACCAAAUUAGAGAAAGAUGAUAGUAAAUGGGCUCAAGACACACUUUCUUUGUUGAGGAAAAUGUCUCCAACUAGUUUAAAAGUAACAUUUAAGCAAAUAGAUUUGGGCCAACAUUAUAAUUUAAGCGAGUGCUUGCAAAUGGAAUAUAACAUGUGUAUGUCCUUCUUGAAGAAUAAAGAUUUCUAUGAAGGUGUCAGAGCACUAUUAAUUGACAAAGACCAAUGUCCUAAUUGGAGUCCUAAAAAAUUAGAAGACGUUUCAGAAGCAGCUGUCGACAAGUACUUUUUAAAUUUACCAAAAUUAAAAAUAAAGAUGUAGUUUUCAAAUAAUAGGAGCAAUUUUGUUAUUUUUUAAUAAAUGUAUAUUUUUAUAUAAAUGUGAUUCUAAAAUCAAUUGAUUAAUAUACUUCCCUCUAAUUUUUGUAUAGCAUUUAGAUGAUUAACUACCUAUUUUCCAGUAAUGAAAAAAUAAAAUAUAAGGACAAAACUUUAGAAACACUAACAAUGAAUGAAUAUGGGAAGUAUUGACAAGAGAUGGGAAAAUGACUAUACAUAUAGCUAACAGUGGUUAUAAAAUGCCAAACAUUCACUAUUCACUAAAUAAAACAGUAUUAGGAACAAGUGAAAUUGGGACGAAAGGGGAAAGACUUGAAACGAAACUGAAUAAGAUUGCCAAAGACAGUUCUAAAACCCAUUGUCUGACAAAUGAAGAAAGUACAAACACCUGAGUGCAUAUAUUGUGAAUACGGCUCAGAGGAUGUCGAACACACGUUCUUCGUGUGUAACCACUACAGGGGUUUGAGAGAGGAAGUAGAGAAGUCUGUCGAUAAUAUCGUCCAGGUGAAUCUGCACAAGGUAGAAUGGUGGUAACUGGUUGUACCUACACAGAAUGAAUUCUUAGACAAAAGAAUGUAGACGGCUGCCUGAUAUGAAUGAAACCUAAAAAACGAAACAACAUACACAGACAGAAGUAAUAUCACUAUAGUUCCUGGUUCGACGGAGAUACAGAAGAACGCGGUUUAGUGGGUAGGCUACAUUAUUUCUUUAAAAAGAAAAAAUUAAAAUAGUAUUGCCGAUGCCAAUCUUCUCACUAUCAUUAGAACGGUAAUAAAAAGUAGAAUCAUUUGACAAUCAGACAGACCAAAGAAGUAAAUUAUCAACAAUUAUAUAUCUAAUAAACUGGAGUAUUUUAGGCAACCUUUAGGGCUCUUGAUAAUCUUAUACAGACCCACAAUAAUAUUAAGUGAAUUCCUUAGGAAUGACCCGAUUUUGUUGCUUGUAUGGACAAAAUAAAAAAUUAUUAACAGGAGAGGGUAAUUGACAAAAUGCAUCCACAUAUAUUUACUAUUAUCACAGAUGACAGUGACUGAAUGAAAAUUACCUUGUUGAAAAAUGAAAAUUUAUGUCACUAAAAUAAACAUACUAUUUUUUAAUUUAUAUGCUUAAUAUUUAAUUCAAAUGUCUCGAAUCAAAGUUUAAGCACAGCAGUUGUUAGUUAAUAUUGAGUCUGCUUAUAAUGCAUACCCUAACAGAAGUUUAUAAUCACCACUAUCAUAGUCAUUAAUGAGUAAUUGAAAAAUAAACUGCAAUUUUUCAAACAGACAUUCAAGUUCCAUCCUUUUAUCCUUCUCAACAUCAAUCUUAACCUUCAUAGGUUUUUGGUAUUUCUCUAACUCCUAUAUUUCUUCAACUAUAUACCAGAGUAGUUGUUGAGGUCUGUAUCUCAGUGAUUCUGAAAGACUUUUUUGAAGCGUAUCGUCUAUUGUUAUGGUAGUAGAGUGCAUCUGACUAGACCAGUCAGUAAUCUGACAGCGACAAAGGAUCUUUCAAACAGCUUAUAAAUCAAUUGCCACACAUCUAGUCUAUCAACUUUAGCCUAAACUAUAACAAAAGUAUCAAGUUUUAAAAUGAGAUAUCAAUGUCUGAGAUUUUUUUUUCUGUAUCACUAAUAAAACUGUUGCAAAGAACCUUGGAGUUUUAAUCAACUAAUU
Molecule: messenger RNA, 3127 nt
Organism: Diorhabda sublineata
Lineage: Eukaryota; Metazoa; Arthropoda; Insecta; Coleoptera; Chrysomelidae
Product: 3-hydroxyisobutyryl-CoA hydrolase, mitochondrial
Exons: 2
Coding region: 337-1455 (372 amino acids)
Biological process (GO): L-valine catabolic process
Cellular component (GO): mitochondrion
Molecular function (GO): 3-hydroxyisobutyryl-CoA hydrolase activity
Source: RefSeq, a predicted model, not a curated record